CACCCAUCACAAGAGAAGCGUCAAUUAUAUAAAGCACUUCGCAAGUAUACACCAAUGGAGCUCGAGAAAAUAGUCGAUAAAGAACUUCAAGAGAGAGAGCAUGGCAACAAACUCCUUGCCAAUAUAUCACGGCAAGAGCUUGCUGCAUCACACAUGCAUACAAAGAUAGUCGAAGAACGAUUCAAUACAGAGCUAUCAACAAUGACAUCUGCAACAGCAUCUACAACGACAUCUACAACGACAUCUACAACAACACCUACAGCCAUAACUAUAACAACAGGCAGCAUACAUAAUGAAUCAGAGUCAGAGCCAGAGCCAGAGCCAGAGCCAGAGCCAGAGCCAGAGCCAGAGCCAGAGCCAGAAUCAGAAUCAGAAUCCGAAUCAGAAUCAGAGUUAGAAUCAGAUUCGGAGCCAGAGCUGGAGAAUGACAGUGCUCUUUUUCUGCCAUUUGGGGAUUUGGUCAAGUUUAUUUUUGACAAGGCAGAUGGCAGGGAUGUCGAACUCCCUACCAAUAAAGUCGACCACCCAUCGCUAGACUUUGAGCAGCUGUACAAUUACGCCUACGGAUUGUUAGCUGGGAACUCCGAUCCUAAAGGCAAAAAGGCCUUAGUGGCGGUUUCCGGCAUCGUCAACACAGUUCAGGACACCCCAGCUGGAGUCGACCUUGCCAAAACUGUGAAGAAAGAGUGUCUCCACCCUCAUCUUUCUACGCCGAUUGAUGAGCUCCAAGAAUUGCAGCUUUUGUUGCUAGAGUCAAUGGGGAGUGAUGAGGAUUUGCCCGACUUGGAAGCUCUGAAGGUUGAGGUAUUGGGCCAUCUAGUUGAUGUUAUAAAGUGUCGAAGAAAGGGCAGUCCAACCAGCACUGUUAAAGAGAAAGCGUUGGAGAUACUUGACUUUCUUAUUUCAUUAAUAAGAACUGAGCAACUUUCUCUUCCUCUCUCAGAGGCGGCAUCAGUUUUGCCAUGGGCGGUGAUAUUAGGGAUUCUCUUUGGAGGGAAAGACCUGAGGCCUUUUAUAGGAGAGUUGGGAUGCGAGGCAUCCAAGGACGCCCGGGUAUUUGUCGAGAAUUUCUUUGGUAAAACAACCAAGAAUAUAGUUGGGCGAAAAGUAGAUAUACACGUCAAGACGAAGUUGGACGAGUGGAUCGAAAUCGCCAUCAACGAGUUCAAGACAAAUACCGCUACCAAAGCUACUUUGGAGCAGCAGCAAAGGAAAUCCGUCAGGCUCAACGGCUCUAUCCUGCGCAAGUUGGAGUUGAAAGGUGUGGAUAUCUCCAAGAGUUAUCCAUUGAUCUUGGAAGGACGGGGACUACAAGGCUAUUUGUAUGCCAUGAAGGGAUUCGAUGGUCUUCUUGGUGUAGGAGUUGCCUCGCGAAAGGCAAUGUUCAUACCGAGCAAUGCAUUCCAGAUGCGGGUCUUCCUACAAGGCAACACUCUCUCUACCCUUUUCCACUAUGCGGACCAUAUGCGCCGCUAUAGCAUCCAGGUCCAACAGCAAUUGUCGAGUGUUGCUGGAGAAGGGUUUGAGGCCUUCCUGGCCGAUAGUGACGAUGAUGUCGUCGUCCCCCCACAAGGCCUCGUUGCUCCAAGGAUCAUCUUUUCACCUAGGAAAAGGAAGGCAGAGCUAUCGUUGUCCGAUGAUGGUCAGGAAUAAGAAUACUCUGUAACUGUAGCUUUCUCCUAUCAAUCAUUAUUAUGUUAAAU
Lobosporangium transversale is the source of this 1703-nucleotide messenger RNA. RefSeq lists its product as hypothetical. The transcript is spliced from 8 exons. The record is from RefSeq and is a predicted model, not a curated record. Bases 55 to 1653 code for a protein of 532 amino acids. NCBI's taxonomy places the organism in Eukaryota, Fungi, Mortierellomycota, Mortierellomycetes, Mortierellales, Mortierellaceae.